AUGGGAAGUGUGGGAUAUGAGAAUCGCUUUUGCCAGUUUAUCCCUGCGAUCGUCUGAAAAGCGGCAACGAAUAUUUCAGUUUCAGGUAGUUUAGAAGCGAGAAGAAUCCGAAAAAUGGCGAGACUAGUUAACAAACAGUUCAACUCUCCUAUUGGUUUAUAUUCCGAGCAGAAUAUUCGAGAAGUGAUCGAAAGAGAGUCCCAAAUUUUGUCAAAUGGAGCAGUCGGAAUCAAUUUUAAUAAUCCCGGAGUUGGGAAACCGACAAAUCUGCAAAAUUCGGCUGUUUUGAGAAUGCUAGAAGAGGAAGAACAAAGGCAAAGGAGUGGCCAAUCACCCAGUGUCGGCUAUAGUAGACCCCUUCGCGACCAAAUAAAAUGGCCCCCGUCGGAAUUCGAGCAGAAGAACCUCCAAAGAUCGUCGUUCAAAGACGUCGUCACUCCAGGUCUGAAAAGAGUCGCUUGGCCGCCUCCAAACGAAGGCGAAAACUACACCGAAGAAGCACCAGUUCAAGCACAAGGUGGGCCCCAGUACUCCUCUCAAUCACCCAAUUUGCAGAAUAAUUACACUCCUGCACAGCAGGUACACCAACCCCCACCCUUAAAACCCCUCAAUAUUUCAAACGGAACGGCCAAUUACCAGCCGCAUUCGCCGCUUUCUAACCCCAGUCCCCAAUCUUUUCGGCCUGCCACAGCCAAUAAGCAGUGGGCACCUGUCCACUCUCCCGUUGGUACACCCAAUCAGCCCGCCAGCUACCAAGCCCAGCCCCAGCAAUAUCAAGCCCCGCCCCAACAAUACCAACCCCCGCCCCAGCACUACCAGUCUCCUCCCACUCAGCAAUACCAACCAAUAACACAACAGUACCAACCUCAACAAAAAAAAUUUAGUCAGCAAUCUGCUCAACCAGUGGGUGCGUCAAAUCAGCCCCCAGUUAGACAAGUGGAGCCUCCACCGGCAACCAUCACUCUCCGCCCACAGGCCCCUGUGAGUCAGGCUCCUCCCCCAGUUGUCACGUCGCAACCAGCCACGGCGACUUUGAAAGGUGGCAAACACCUGCGUGGGGACCUGAAAUGGCCCCCCGAAAGCGUGAAACGCCAAGUGGAGGAGGAAAAUCGCCAGCGUCUGGAGUUGGCCAAAGGCCCGGCUUGCAGGCCUCGACUAGUCCGAAAAGACUACUCGAAUUUCUUCGCCCAACAUGCGCUCAAUGCUUCAUAUCCUGGAUACAAAGCGCCCCCAGGAACGCAGUUCUAUGAUCACAGAUGUUACUAAGCUCCCGCUUGCGACUCUAGUUGGUUUAGCUAUGUUUGUGAUAAGCUACUAACAAGAUGUAUAAAUUUUUAUUUAAAACGAGUUUAAGCCGCUUGCCGAAUUUUUGCGAGUCAUAUUCGAUUCGAAGCUUUGCUAUUGUUGCGAAAUAUUUUUAUUGUAUCAAAUGAUUUAUAUUUGUACCAUGUACGCAAUUUAAAUAAAUCAUGUUAUAAAAAUAAAA
Messenger RNA from Tribolium madens (black flour beetle), 1486 nucleotides. RefSeq names its product RNA-binding protein 33. The record is from RefSeq and is a predicted model, not a curated record. Lineage: Eukaryota; Metazoa; Arthropoda; Insecta; Coleoptera; Tenebrionidae. The transcript has 8 exons. The coding region runs from base 115 to 1266 and encodes 383 amino acids.